GCUGAGAUUCAAGAGAAAACACUUUCUCCUGCAACCUCCCAACAUGCAAACCCUAGAACAACAACAAGAAAAACCCGAUGAUCGAAUUCGAUCGGCGCCCAAAAUCUCAUACCCUGAAGAAAUAAUCGAAGAGAUCUUCUCCAGACUCCCCGUCAAAUCCAUCCUCCGGUUCAGAUCCCUCUCCAAAUCAUGGCUCUCGAUCAUCUCCGGUCCACCAUUCACCAAACUUCAGAUCAAUCGCGCCACCCGCACCGCCUUAUUCAUUUCCGUUCGCGAUCGAGGCAAUGGCUACCGACACUUAUUCUCUGGCUCUCUUGACGGCGGUUCAGUCACUCAUCUAAUGAAAAUCGACACCCCUUAUGUUGACCAGAACACAGAAGCCGAACAUUCGAACGGUUUAGUAUGUUUUAGUUACGGGGAUUUGUUUUAUGAUAAUCAUAUCACUUUGGUUCUUAACCCAAGCACGCAUAAGUUUUUUGAACUCCCUCAUCCGGUGGUUUCUGAUGACAAUUAUAUCAUGUGUAACUUCUUCGGGUUCGAUGAAUCAAGAAACGAACACAAGAUUUUGAACAUAAGUCAGACUUUUGAAUCUGAUGCAAUCGAGAUCAUGAUUUUCUCCCUCUCAAAUUACUUAUGGAGAAAGAUCGAUGUGGAUCGUCCUGUUAAUAUUAGUCGGAUUGACACGGGCAUUAGUGUUUGUGUUAAUAGCACCAUACAUCUGAUGCUUGAAGACCCACUGGAAAUUUUGGCAUUCGAUUUAAGAACAGACAAGUUUUCCAUUGUUAAGAUUCCUCUAAUUUCCGGGCUCCAAGAUAGGUAUCGAUGGAUACGCCUCAUAAAAACCAAUGGCUUGUUAGGCAUCGUUUGUCAUGAUCUUGUGGAGGAAGGCAACAAAAUGCACAUCUGGAUACUGCAAGACUAUGAAAAACGAGUUUGGGUAAGAGAAACCAUCAGGUUCCCUGGGUCUUGGAAGAAAAUGGGUCGUCCUUUCCCGUGGGAUUCUGGCAAUACGGACAAGAUUUUCUUUUCCCCAAGUGUAUUGUCUGAGGAUUUGUUUGAAGUACCCGUCUAUGACAUGAAGAGUAGAUGUUUUAAAUCAAUUCAACUCAAUCUUGAUCAUCAAUUUGCAAGGCCAGGAGCGGUGGAGUUGGAGGAAAUCAAGUGUUAUGUUGAAAGCCUCAUUCCCUUACAGAAUGAUACAUGCAUUUGAGUAGCAUCCAGUUCAAUGGAACCUGAACCCACAUCAAACUCAGUGGAAGCCGAACCCUCAUCAAACUCGUACCCAUGAGAAGAUCUAAAUGGAAUUUCCUAGUUAUUGCUUCUUUUUUGGAUUAUGAUUCUUACCCUAUAGGAAUCUAGGGUAUCUUUGUUAGUAGUUUUAUUUAGUUUUGAUUUUUGUAAAGACACCUUUUAGGUCUCUUUGUACCAUGCGGUUCGAUU
This is a messenger RNA of Helianthus annuus (common sunflower), 1440 nucleotides long. RefSeq names its product putative F-box protein At1g47790. NCBI's taxonomy places the organism in Eukaryota, Viridiplantae, Streptophyta, Magnoliopsida, Asterales, Asteraceae. The record is from RefSeq and is a predicted model, not a curated record. The transcript has 2 exons. Gene Ontology annotation, molecular function: protein binding. Bases 44 to 1210 code for a protein of 388 amino acids.